GCGGAGCGCGGGCGCGCGCCCCGGGGGGAGAUGACCUUCGGCCUCUGGGGGACCUCCUCGCAGGAAUGCCGGCAUGAUGUUUGACUCAGGUGGAUUGUGGAGCUACCAUUGGAAAUGGAAGCCAAGCCCCCUUCUAAUCCUGCUUGGUUUGUGUGUCAUUUGUACUCCUCACUCAGUAUGGGGAUGUUCUAGCUGCAGGCUUGUGCUCUCCAACCCUUCUGGAACCUUCACGUCUCCAUGCUACCCCAGUGACUACCCUAACAUCCAAGCUUGUAUGUGGACCCUCCGAGCUCCCACCGGCUACAUUAUUCAGAUAACAUUUAAUGACUUCGAUAUUGAAGAAGCUCCCGGUUGCAUUUAUGACUCAUUAUCCCUUGAUAAUGGAGAGAGAGAGACUAAAUUCUGCGGAGCAACUGCCAAAGGCCUAUCAUUUAACUCGAGUGCGAAUGAGAUGCAUGUGUCCUUUUCCAGUGACUUUAGCAUCCAGAAGAAAGGUUUUAGUGCCAGCUACAUCCGAGUUGCGGUGUCCUUGAGGAAUCAAAAGGUCAUUUUACCACAGACAGUUGAUGCUUACCAGAUCUCUGUUGCAAAAAGCGUCUCCAUUCCAGAGCUCAGUGCCUUCACACUCUGUUUUGAAGCAACCAAAGUUGGCAAGGACGACAGUGACUGGCUUGCCUUCUCCUAUUCAGAUGCAUCCUUCACGCAACUGCUGAGUUUGGGAAAGGUCAACAACAACUACUUCCUAACUAUUUCAGGCUCAAAAUGCUUUCUGAACAGUGUUUUACCUGUGAAGGAUAAAGGAGGCAUAUUCACAGAAAGCUUUGAACAGCUAUGCAUUGUUUGGAAUAAUACUCAGGGCACUGUGGGUGUCAGUUUUAAAAGAAACUACGAGACAGUGCCAUGUGAUUCAACCAUUAGCACAGCCAUUCCUGGGAAGGGGAAAUUAUUGUUGGGCUCCAAUCGAAAUGAAAUCGCCUCCCUCAAAGGAGAUAUUUAUAACUUUAGACUUUGGAAUUUUACCAUGAAUCCCAAACUUCUCUCCAACCUCAGCUGUAAUGAGAAAGGGAACGUGAUCGACUGGCAGAAUGAGUUUUGGAAUAUCCCAACCGUGGCUCUCAAAGCUGAAAACAACCUGAGCUGUGGGUCCUACCUGAUCCCACACCCAGUAGCAGAACUCACUAACUGCAUUGACCUGGGAACUCUCUGUCAAGCUACUGUAAAUGCUUCUAGUACCCCAGAACCCAUUGUCACCACUAAUAUGCCUGUUACUAACAGACACGAUAAACCAAUGAAUGAUGGCUUUAUGUAUAGAAUAUCCAUAGUGGUGCAAAACAUCCUUCAUCACCCUGAAGUGAAAGUACAGAGCAAGGUAGCAGAGUGGCUCAAUUCAACCUUCCAGAAUUGGAAUUACACUGUUUAUGUGGUUAAUAUCAGUUUUCACCUAAGCACAAGUGAGGACAAGACUAAAGUGAAGAGAAGCCUUGUGGAUGAUCAAAGGUUGGUGAUUUGGGCCCUUCUUGUUUACAAUGCUACCAACAAUGUCACCUUAGAAGGAAAAACCAUUCAGCAGAAGCUUUUAAAGAACAACGAGUCUCUGGAUGAGGGAUUGAGACUGCACACAGUGAGUGUGAAGCAACUGGGCAUGUGUGCUGCUGUGGAGGAACCCAAAGGCUUUCACUGGCCAGCCAUCUCACCUUCGGAGUACAGGCAACAGUGUCCCGACAAGCCUGGCUUUUUCGCUUCACGAACAUGUUACCGCAACAAUUCCAACUUAUCCGUAGCCUACUGGGGGCCCCUGGUUCUCUCUGAAUGCUCAAUGGAGGCAAACCAAGUUGCCAAUCAGAUUUUAAAUUUAACUGCUGAUGGGCAGAACCUGACUUCUGCCAAUAUUAACAAUAUUGUGGAACAGGUCAAAAGACUUGUGAGUAAAGAAGAAAAUAUUGAUCUCACACUCGGCUCCAUGCUAAUCAACAUCUUUUCGAAUAUCUUGAGCAGUUCAGAUGGUGAUUUGUUUGAGUCUUCUUCUGAAGCUUUAAAAACAAUUGAUGAAUUGGCCUUCAAGAUAGACUUAAAUAGCACACCACGUGUGAAUAUUGCCACGAAGAAUUUGGCUCUUGGAGUAUCAGCCCUGACCCCAGGGACAAGCGUAAUUUCAAAUUUUAGCAUUGGUCUCCCAAGCAAUAAUGAAUCAUAUUUCCAGAUGGAUUUUGAGAAUGGACAAAUGGAUCCACUGGCUUCAGUGGUUUUGCCUCCAAAUUUGCUUGAGAAUUUAAGUCAAGAAGAUUUGAUGUUAGUUACAAGAGCACAGUUUACUUUCUUCAAUAAAACUGGACUUUUCCAGGAUGUAGAGCCACAAAGCAAGGCCUUGGUGAGUUAUGUGAUGGCGUGCAGCAUUGGGAACAUUACAAUCCAGAAUCUGAAGGAUCCUGUUCAGAUUAGAAUCAAACACACAAGAACCCAGGAAGUGCGUCAUCCUAUCUGUGCCUUCUGGGAUCUGAACAAAAACAAAAGUUUCGGAGGAUGGAACACAUCAGGAUGCAUUGCACACACAGACUCAGAUGCAAGCGAGACAAUCUGCCUAUGUAACCAUUUCACACAUUUUGGAGUCUUAAUGGACCUUCCAAGAAGUGCUUCACAGAUGGAUUCAAGAAACACUAAAGUGCUCACUUUCAUCACUUAUAUGGGCUGUGGAGUAUCCGCCAUCUUUUCAGCAGCUACUCUCUUGACAUAUGUUGCUUUUGAGAAAUUGAGAAGGGAUUAUCCCUCUAAAAUUUUGAUGAACCUGAGCUCAGCCCUGCUCUUCCUGAAUCUCAUCUUCCUCCUGGAUGGCUGGAUUACCUCUUUCGGUGUGGACGGACUAUGCACAGCUGUGGCGGCCCUGCUGCACUUCUUCCUUCUGGCCACUUUCACCUGGAUGGGGCUGGAAGCAAUCCACAUGUACAUUGCCCUCGUGAAAGUAUUUAACACCUACAUCCGCCGGUAUAUCCUCAAAUUUUGCAUCAUUGGCUGGGGUUUGCCAGCCUUGGUGGUGUCAAUUAUUCUCACAAGCAGAAAACAAAAUGAAGUUUACGGAAAAGACAGCUAUGGGAAAGAACAAGGUGAUGAAUUCUGUUGGAUUCAGGAUGCAGUGAUAUUUUACGUGACCUGUGCUGGCUAUUUUGGAGUCAUGUUUUUUCUGAAUGUUGCCAUGUUUAUUGUGGUAAUGGUGCAGAUCUGUGGGAGAAACGGCAAGAGAAGCAACCGGACCCUGAAGGAAGAGGUUUUAAGGAACCUGCGCAGUGUGGUUAGCUUGACUUUCCUGCUAGGCAUGACAUGGGGUUUUGCUUUUUUUGCCUGGGGACCCUUAAAUAUCCCCUUCAUGUACCUCUUCUCCAUCUUCAAUUCAUUACAAGGCUUGUUUAUAUUUAUCUUCCACUGUGCCAUGAAGGAGAAUGUUCAGAAGCAAUGGAGGCGGCACCUGUGCUGUGGCAGAUUCCGAUUAGCAGACAACUCAGAUUGGAGUAAGACAGCUACCAAUAUCAUCAAGAAAAGUUCUGAUAAUCUAGGAAAAUCUUUGUCCUCAAGUUCCAUUGGCUCCAACUCAACCUAUCUCACAUCUAAAUCCAAAUCCAGCUGCACUACCUAUUUCAAAAGGGACAGCAACACGGACAGUGCUUCCAUGGAGAAGUCCUUGUCGAAACUGGCCCAUGGUGAUGGAGAACAAACAUCAAUCAUCCCUGUCCAUCAGGUCAUUGAUAAGGUCAAGGGUUAUUGUAAUGCUCACUCCGAUAAUUUCUAUAAAAAUAUCAUCAUGUCAGACACCUUCAGCCACAGCACAAAGUUUUAGUGUCUUUAAUUCAAGAAGUGAAAAAAAUACGUAGGAUAAUCAGUCUGCAGAAAUGUGAAGAUGUGCAAGCCGUGAAAACUACUACUAGCCUAUGUAAAUGGGCUACGACCAAGACACCUGCAUGGAGAUGAGGAAUGUCUUUUGUGAAGAAGUCUUUCGUGCGUUCCGAACUCAUUCUUUUGGUAUAUUUCUUCCAUGGAGGAGGCUCAACCAUCACUAACAGCUUCACUACUGAGAGCAACUUUACUCAGGAACCGGAGGACAGAAGAUUUCUUAGGAUGAGUCAUUGAAUGGCACUCAUCUGAAGUCAAGGGGAGGGAGAGAGGAAGCUUAGAGCACAAGGGAGGAUCAA
Messenger RNA from Dipodomys ordii (Ord's kangaroo rat), 4178 nucleotides. RefSeq names its product adhesion G protein-coupled receptor G6 (gene Adgrg6). Lineage: Eukaryota; Metazoa; Chordata; Mammalia; Rodentia; Heteromyidae. The record is from RefSeq and is a predicted model, not a curated record. Gene Ontology annotation, biological process: myelination in peripheral nervous system; adenylate cyclase-activating G protein-coupled receptor signaling pathway; cell surface receptor signaling pathway. Bases 74 to 3826 code for a protein of 1250 amino acids. Gene Ontology annotation, molecular function: G protein-coupled receptor activity; laminin binding. The transcript has 25 exons. Gene Ontology annotation, cellular component: membrane.